Messenger RNA from Wasmannia auropunctata (little fire ant), 1014 nucleotides. RefSeq lists its product as uncharacterized. The transcript has 4 exons. The record is from RefSeq and is a predicted model, not a curated record. Lineage: Eukaryota; Metazoa; Arthropoda; Insecta; Hymenoptera; Formicidae. Bases 320 to 952 code for a protein of 210 amino acids.
AAUAACGCGAAGUUUUGCUAUUAUGAUGAAAUAAUUAUGCAAUUCUAUUUUUUCUUUUUAUCAUCAUUACAUUACAUUUAUCAAUCGGUUUUCUUUUCCAUUCUGAAAUACUUUUUCCGUAAAUUUUAUCUGACCGCAUUGUUUUGCAAAUUUAUCAGUUUACUAACUUUUCUUCGUUAUAUAUUAUAUAAAUAUUUAUUUUUCAUAUUAUUACUUGAAAAAAAUAAUAUAUAACAAUACUUAACACAAUGUACGUGCAUUUUGGAGCAUACUAGCACGUUUGUUUGAUAAAAAAAAAAUUUAUCGUGGCUUAUCAAUUAUGGAUCAUCGACCAAGUCGGGUUCGAAGCAGUCACGAAGGUUAUCCGGAAAGGAUGAAAGUUUACAAAGAAUGCCAAGCAAAAACGCUACUCGAAGCUAAAAUAUCGCCUCGUCUAUUUAAGGGUCAUUCUAAUCAUUCCCAAAUAAUUGAGAAAGUUGAAAAAUCGCAGAAAAAAGAAACAUUCUUUGACAAUGAAGAUUUCAAGAUAGUCAGAGCAAUGUCGUUAGCAUUAUCGAUUUUGACCUUGUGCUAUUAUGGAUCAACGGAGUACAAUGUUUUGCAGAAUGGGCAGAUUCUUCGCGGUUUCCCCUCGAGAAAGACCGUCGUGACAUUUAGCUUCGGCUAUUCCGUCUCACAUUCCAUAAUAUCAGCCAUUGCAACUGGCAUGCUUAUUUAUUCCAUUAUCAUGAAGCGACCGCAAUUUAGUUUGCCUUUCAUAGGCUUCUUUUUGGCCGAACUGGUGUGCGAUUUCUGUGACGUGGUCAUAAUGAUUUGGUAUCUUUUCGAAUAUCUUCAAAUACAACCCGCAUUAUUUUAUACUGCAGGACUCCUUCUACUGAUCUUGGCAGAAAUAUGGACAUGGUUAGGUGUUGUGAGGCUCUAUGAACAUCGAAACUUCAAAACGCACUAGAUGACAAUGAUGAACGUCAAAGCCACGAAAAUCGAUUCGAAAAUUUGUAUUCAAAUUUAUGA